This is a messenger RNA of Oreochromis aureus, 1026 nucleotides long. RefSeq lists its product as uncharacterized. Gene Ontology annotation, molecular function: protein binding. The coding region runs from base 1 to 1011 and encodes 336 amino acids. The record is from RefSeq and is a predicted model, not a curated record. The transcript has 7 exons. NCBI's taxonomy places the organism in Eukaryota, Metazoa, Chordata, Actinopteri, Cichliformes, Cichlidae.
AUGGUAGCGGCCAGCUACCAAUCCAGUGUUGACAGGACGUUGCUGCUGAGGUUGGUCCACUGCUGUGCUGCAGCCCAGCUGUGGGCAUCAGCAGGCCUGCAGAGGGCUCUGCAGCACAGGCUGGAUCUGUCCUGCUCCUCCUUUAUGGACCUGGAACAGGAGGAGCAGAGAGAAGCUUUGAGGCUGACGGCUGCUGACUGCUGGGCCCUCUCCAUCAUCCUGGGGUACAGCAGCCAGGAGAUACAGCUCGACCUCAGAGACUGUGAGGUGGACGACUUUGGGCUGGACCUGCUGCUUCCUGUUCUGGACAGAGUCCAGCUCAGAGCCAGCAAAGCCGUCCUCCUGCAGCUGGUGUCCCUGAUCCCUCUGCACAGUCAGAGGGACUCGGUCAAACGUGCAGCAUCUCUGUGGAGAGCUCUGGAUGGAGAACUGGACCUCAGUCACAGCACACUGGAUCAGUGGACCUGCAGCUCUUUGGCUCGGCUGCUGGACUCGUCUGAAGGUCUGACAGAGCUGGACCUGAGUCACUGUGAGCUCACUGACCAGCUGCUGCACACACUGAUCCCACAGCUGCACAAAGUCCAAGUCCUGGAUCUGAGUCACAAUAAACUGACCGAUGCCUCCACCAACAUGUUACUCCACCUGACCUCCAUCAGGUCCUCCAUUCAGUCUGUGAGAGUAAUCAGGGGAGACGUGGAGACCUGUGCUCACCUUCUGCAGCACUUAGACACAGUUGCAGUGAGGGAAGGAGGUUUCCUCUGCUGGUCUCAGACAGCAGCAGAAACAUCAGCCUCCCUUUCAGUGGAGAUCAGUUCUUAUGUGCUGUUGGCCAAACUCAGCGCCUCCCCGACUGCUGAGGAUCUGGGAUAUGCCUCUGGUAUUAUCAGGUGGCUGACUGGGCAGCAGAACUAUUACGGAGGCUUCUCCUCCACUCAGGUACUACACCACCCGAACAGCAUGAAGCUCAUCUUUGAGUUCAUCUACAGUCUUGGACCAAAUCAGAAGAAAUAAUCCUGAAGCUUUCAU